Messenger RNA from Drosophila gunungcola (fruit fly), 1169 nucleotides. RefSeq lists its product as uncharacterized. Gene Ontology annotation, biological process: apoptotic DNA fragmentation. The transcript has 3 exons. Bases 29 to 1111 code for a protein of 360 amino acids. Gene Ontology annotation, molecular function: nucleic acid binding; single-stranded DNA endonuclease activity; RNA endonuclease activity. The record is from RefSeq and is a predicted model, not a curated record. NCBI's taxonomy places the organism in Eukaryota, Metazoa, Arthropoda, Insecta, Diptera, Drosophilidae. Gene Ontology annotation, cellular component: mitochondrial inner membrane; nucleus.
GUUCUAGCUGGAAGCUUAAGCUGUCAAGAUGCACGAUUUGCACAAUCUCUUGCUCAGUCUGAGUCUGUUUUUCUUUGUAGAAGCUGCCAGCACUGCAUGUAUUAUCCCUGAAGAUAACCUGAAUUCCAAAAACGUUUACCUAAGUGGCAGCAAUGGUAACUUCGAUAUUCAGCGCAGCGAUAUUGUGGCCGCAGGAAAAUCAGUGCAUUUGCUCUGUGAAGAAGGAAUCUACCAAACCGCAUUCGCGUGCCAAAACAAUGUUUUCAAUCCGCCUUUAUUGACGUCUAACUGCGCAAGGGGAGUCAAAGCGUCUGUUAAACCGAUAAGAGACUCGUCUUGCCCAUCUCCCCAUCUCACAUACGCCGUGGGUAUACGCGUAGGCACACACUUUUUUGAGCUCUAUCGAAACUGCUUCGAUGGUGAACACUUGGCAUUGAAGCACUCCAUCUACAUGGCUUACCGCUACAUACAUUCCGCCCCGCGUCCUGCAGCUUACUUUACAACGGAUGGGAUAAUGACAGUUGCACAAGCUAGCGCUUACAAGGCCAACAAAUAUCAAGCCUGUCUAUCCACCUACUUGGGUGCAGGUCAACCCAAUUGUGAGCUCGAUCGAGGUCACUUAACACCAAGUUCUGCUUUUAUUUUCAAAGAGUUUAGGAAGUCGACCGACAAGUACUUAAAUGUUGUUCCCCAAAACAAACUAGUCAAUAUUGGCAACUGGAAAAACAUAGAGGCCUGGGUAAACAAUCUGGUUAUGGGACGUUAUGAUACUCAUCGUCGAACCUACGAUGUCCUGAAAGUUUGCACAGGCGCACUGGGAGUGCAUGAGUUGAGACACAGUAAUAACAAUAGGGUACUCAUUUACCUGUUGGGACACAAAAUUCCCCUUCCCAAGUGGACGUACAAAAUAGUUGGUCAUCUUUCUGGAGAUAAAUGGGUGAUAUUAACCUACAACGAUGUGAAUCCCCCUAGUCGUCAAGACCUAAAUCAGGUCUGCACAACAACCAAUUGUCAUCCAAAUCUUAAUCUGAAUGGAGUGGGAUACACUGUCUGCUGCAAUCCAUACGAUUUUGUUUUGAGAAAUAUUAAUCAUCUUUCGGGUAUUUGCUAAGAUGAAAGGCGAUCAAGGUCAGCCAGGGUUUGGUUUUUUUUGAAAGUAGGGGAGAGUA